Leptosia nina is the source of this 543-nucleotide messenger RNA. NCBI's taxonomy places the organism in Eukaryota, Metazoa, Arthropoda, Insecta, Lepidoptera, Pieridae. The record is from the annotation of a GenBank genome assembly.
AUGUCAGACUAUGCAAAACUCAAAAAGUUGGACGAAGAAUCCCUCCAGAAGCUGCAAGAAGGUACUGGACCAGUCGACGAAUGUCUCUGCUCGAUUUUUAGUCCAGAAGUCGAGAAGAGGAGCCUAGCAGCGUCUGUGAAGAAGGCUUUCGGGUUUUCAGGCAAGAAGAAUUCACCGCCUGGUGGCAGAAGAGGUUUCCCACCAUUUGGAGAGAGGGGGGGAAAUUUCGUAGAAAUACCACUGACUUUCAGUAAUGAUGGAAGAGGCAUUUUCACGAAGAAAGAGGUGGUGAAACGCAAUACUCCGUGUGGGAAAUGCGGCUGCGACAACGAGAACAUAGUCCUGAAACACUCGUACGCAAAUAUUCGGAUAAGCACGCCGGACAUAUCGUCUAUAUGUCCGUGUGAUUCAAAUUGUUUGCCAGACAAAGAGAAGUUGCAGAACAACAUUAAAGUGACAGUUGAAAGGGCGGAUGUGUCCUCACAGAGUAUACCAAAUUUUUAUACUGUUAACAAUGUUGAGAAUAAAAAGGAAAGCGAAUAA